This is a messenger RNA of Anopheles aquasalis, 1712 nucleotides long. RefSeq names its product cytochrome P450 CYP12A2-like. Lineage: Eukaryota; Metazoa; Arthropoda; Insecta; Diptera; Culicidae. The record is from RefSeq and is a predicted model, not a curated record. Gene Ontology annotation, molecular function: monooxygenase activity; iron ion binding; oxidoreductase activity, acting on paired donors, with incorporation or reduction of molecular oxygen.
CGGUUGCGGUUCAGUUGGUUGAAUAUUGAGCAACAGAUUCGCGGUAGUUUUCAACAGGUAUCGCAGCGUAAGUGAAACGAUGGCGUUGCGUUAUGUUACUUCUCGGGUUGGCAGUGGUUCUUGGCGUUUUGUUUCGAUCCAUUCCAAGCGGUAUCAAAGUGUGCAAGCGGCCCAGAGUGUCAUUGAUCAAGAAUGGGAAUCGGCGCGUCCCUAUGAAAGUAUUCCAGGUCCCUCGUUUAUGGACCUUAUGAAAGGCUUCCGACGAGAAGAAAACAAAUCAGAUAUGCCGGUUCUGGCAUUGUUCAAUCAAUUCCGGAAAGACUACGGAGACCUUGUUCGCAUGAAGGGUAUUUUGGGAAAGCCAGAUAUUGUGCUCAGCUUCAAUCCGCACGAUUACGAGAAAGUGUUCCGCACUGAGGGCACGUGGCCAGUACGCCGUGGUCUGGAUACGUUCACCUACUAUCGGCAGAAGGUGCGACCGGAUGUUUUUGGAGAAUCUGGAGGAUUGGCAAAUGAACAAGGAGAAAAAUGGCAACAGAUGCGCACGAUUACCAAUCCGGUCAUGAUGAAUCCCAAAACGGUAGCCCUUUACGUCGAUCAAGUUGAUGCGAUCGCUCAUGAGUUUUUGGCUGUUGUGGAUGGGUUGCGCGACGCGAAGAACGAGCUGCCGGCUGAUUUCGACCAGUGGUUGAAUCGAUGGGCACUGGAGACGAUGGGAUUGUUGGCGCUAGAUACGCGGUUCGGUGUGUUGAGGUCAAAUCAAUCAGCAGAGGCCCAGACCAUCAUCUCGCUGGUUCGUGAUAUCUUUGAACUGACAUUCUGCCUAGACAUUGAGCCUUCGAUCUGGAAGUACUAUAAAACAUCGACAUUCCACCGGCUGAUGAAGGUGUUUGAUGACCUGACAAACUUGAUCAUGGUAAAGAUCGAUGAAGCUGUGGUGCGUAUCGAGAAAAAUCCCAAAACCGAAGGCAAUUUAAGUGUGCUGGAGAAGUUGCUCAAGGUUAACAAGAACGCUGCCUUGGUUAUGUCUUUUGAUAUGAUAAUGGCCGGCAUAGAUACGACCUCAUCCACAACGGUUGGAGUGUUGUACUGCCUGGCAAAAAAUCCCGAAAAACAGGCGAAACUGCGAGAGGAGCUGCGUGCAAUAAUGCCGAACAAGAAUUCACCACUGACGACGGAAAACAUGCGCAACCUACCGUACCUGAGGGCCUGCAUCAAGGAGGGUUUGCGAAUGUACUCACCGGUUGCCGGAAACUUCCGCGCCACCGGACGAGACAUUGUGCUGCAAGGAUAUCGUAUCCCGAAAGGGACCGACAUAUCGAUGGUAACCCCGGCACUGCAGCGCGAAAACCGAUAUUUCCACGAAGCGGAACAGUAUCUUCCUGAACGUUGGCUCAGCGAUCGUCCGGAGGGAAUAGCGAGCGCCAAGGACACAAAUCCGUUCAUUUUCCUGCCCUUUGGAUUCGGUGCUAGAAGCUGCGUUGGGAAGCGGCUGGCCAUGAUGGAAGUCGAGAUCGUUAUUUCGCGGUUUGUGAGAAAUUACGAGAUUCGCUGGAAUUAUGCUGACAUGAAAAUGAAGUCCAACCUCAUUAACAUCCCGUCAAGUCCAUUGCAGUUUGAGCUGAAGGAUGUAGCCAUGUAAGAGGAUGUGAACGGUGAACGAUUCAAUCGUUCAGUUUGAUGAAAAUAUAAAACGAAGAUUACCAAAAACA